Messenger RNA from Suillus subaureus, 471 nucleotides. RefSeq lists its product as uncharacterized. NCBI's taxonomy places the organism in Eukaryota, Fungi, Basidiomycota, Agaricomycetes, Boletales, Suillaceae. The record is from RefSeq and is a predicted model, not a curated record. The transcript is spliced from 5 exons. Bases 1 to 471 code for a protein of 156 amino acids.
AUGUACGACGAACGCGUCGACAUUUUGCUGCAAGCGCUUUGUGUUGACCGUGUCAGCAGCUCAUACCUUGAUGCGGACGAUCGCAAUCUAGGUGUCGAAAUUGGUCUGUCUUCUUCACGCGGACCGUUUUUGAUUAUUUACAAGAGACUAUGCCCUGGCGUAUAUUACCCUCGUCAGAUGAAAUCAUUCAUCUCAGUUGAUCCACUGAUCUGUAAACCCACACCGUCAAUCCCACCACGUUCCACACUCGUGUUGCUCCCAUCGCCUGCACGCCGUCAGCAUUACGCUAGAUCCAGUUGGAAAUUAUAUCCUAUCCCUGGCCCCGAUGGUCCUUUCCGAGUCCUGACAUCCUCGCGCCGAAAGUUACAAUUCAAGGGUUCUGUUAUGUCAGGAAUACGUUUCGAGUUACCGAGUAAUUCAACAUUACAGGGCCAACACAACCUGAGGACGUUCGGCUCAAUAAAAGAAUAA